Mus caroli (Ryukyu mouse) is the source of this 1884-nucleotide messenger RNA. RefSeq names its product HORMA domain containing 2 (gene Hormad2). NCBI's taxonomy places the organism in Eukaryota, Metazoa, Chordata, Mammalia, Rodentia, Muridae. The record is from RefSeq and is a predicted model, not a curated record.
UGUGGCCCUGGCCGGCCGGAAAGUCGUGAAGCCAAGGGGUGGGCUUUUGCCAGGAAAAGCCGUUGGCCUCUGCUGAGGUAAAGGCGGCGGGGAAGGCCUCGCCGCGUGUUCACACGCGGGGUCCCCGGAGGAAGGCGUUCAGGUUGGAAUUGUUGAAAGAAUCCUGAUUCAUCCUCACGAUGGCUACUGUGCAGCUCUCUCACAACACCAGAACACUGAAGGCGUCUAAGAACACAAUUUUCCCAUCCCAGAUCGCAAACGAGCACGAGUCCCUGGUGAUGGUGAAGAAGCUUUUUGCUACUUGUAUCUCGUGUAUAACGUAUUUGAGGGGCUUGUUCCCAGAGAGCUCCUACAGAGAGCGCCGUUUGGAUGACCUCAGUUUAAAAAUUCUCCGGGAAGACAAAAAGUGCCCGGGGUCAUUACAUAUUGUUAAAUGGAUUCAAGGUUGUUUUGAUGCUUUGGAAAAGAGAUACCUACACAUGGCAGUAUUAACACUUUACACAAAUCCCAAGGAACCUGAGAAAGUGACUGAGAUAUACCAAUUCAGAUUCAAAUACACAAAAAAAGGAACCACUAUGGACUUUGACAGCAGCAGUACAAGCUUUGAAAGUGGGACAAACAGUGAAGAUAUUAAGAAAGCCUGUUCCCUACUAAUCCGUCAAUUGUAUAUACUGAUGCAGAACCUUGGACCCCUUCCUAAUGAUGUUAUACUUACUAUGAAACUCCAUUAUUAUAACUCAGUGACCCCACAUGAUUACCAACCCCCUGGUUUUAAAGAAGGGGUGAAUUCACACUUCCUGUUGUUUGAGGGGGAGCCUGUGAGCCUUCGAAUGGGUUCAGUCUCCUCUGGCUUUCACAGCAUGAAAGUAAAAGUCACAACGGAGGCCACCAGAAUGCUCGAUGGGGAGAACAGUGUCAGUCAGGACGAUGGCACUACUGAGAUAGCUCAUCAGGGUCUAGACUGUGACGAGGAAGAGGAGGCCUGCGGCAGGCAAGUCCAAAGAAUGAAUUUUGUGCACAUUGAGACAAGUUUUGAAAGUUCCAGAAAGAAGAAGAAGAAGGUCAGCGAACCAGUGACAGACAGUCUUCAUUCCUAACAGAAAAUGAAACUUAGGUGCCUUUGCUACACGUAUUUUGCAAAAAUCUAUGAAGUGCUGUAACAGGAUAAUGACCAAGCCUUCUUCCUAAGGCUUUUGCUCCACUCUUUCCUCAGUCUGUGAAAGGCUAAGCUAUUGAGCAGGCCCUAGGUUCACUUCUCCAGAAGGAACCAGGAUCCGCAGAGCUGCCUUGGGAUGGGAUGACCUCACGGCUGAGUUAGAGAGGAGACACGCUCUGUGUUUGCAAAAAACCACAGCAGUUAUUUUGGAAAGAAAUAAGCUGCUGUUCUUCAAGAAAAGGGUUUUUCUUUACAUAAUUAAAUUCUCCAGGUAUCUCUGUGAAAUACUCUGACUUGUUAGAACCUGUGUGUUGGAAUCCUUCUAUAGCUUUACUAAAACUCACACAGAGCAGCAUAGGAUAUGUGUGGAGGUGCUUAGCCAGGCGUGAUUUAUAUGUUGAUUUUUGUCACAAAGUUGAUCAGCAGCAUGUGGAUCCAGAUGCCCUCCCUCCCUGUGCACUUCCUCAGCUCUGUCCCAGGCCCUGUGUUGUUGGCCAAUCCCAAACAGCUGACAUGCAGUUCAGGAGCCUGGUUCCCCUGUAAGACCUAUAUUGUGUAUUUUCCCCAAAAUACUUGAGUUUAUCUGUCUGUAACUUGCAGGUGAUGCUAUUUGUCCCCUCCAUAUUCUGGAAGAAUUUUGAUAGGCUUAUUGAUUAAUGUGAUAUGAAUAAUAAAUGACUUUAAGAAUUGUUUGAUAAUUUAUGUAACAUGGGGCUUAAUAAUUGAAC